CACAAGAUGGCCGCCGCGCGCCCGGAGCCCCCGAGUCUGGGCUCAGCGGCCCCGGAGCCGCGAUCCCCGGAGCCGCCGGACCUGGUCCUGGUGCCUGAUGAUGGCCGCCCCACCACACCCCCGAGUGACCUCAUCGAGAUCCAGGUGGUGAAGGUGACAGACACCACGCUGGUGCCUGAGCCCCCGGAGCCAGGUUCUCUUCACUGUGCCUUGUGCCCAGCUGCCUUCCGGCUGGUCUCCGAGCUGCUGUUCCACGAACAUGGCCACCUGGCGGGGGCUGAGGGCGGCGGGCAGGGUGGGGACCCCAGCCGGUGUCACGUGUGUGGCCACAGCUGUCCGGGCCCCGCCAGCCUGCGUGCCCACUACAGCCUGCACACGGGAGAGCGGCCCUACCGCUGCGCCCGCUGUCCCCGGGCCUUCAAGGCCCUGGCGCCUCUGCUGCGGCACCAGCACCGGCACGGGGUGGAGCCGGGGACCUCUCAGAGGCCCUCAGAGGCGGCCGCGGCUCGGGAGCAGAGGCCGGGGGUGCCCCGGGAGAGGUCGGAGGUGGUGAUGGCGGCGGCGGCGGCGGGCGCGGCGGUGGGGAAGCCGUUCGCCUGCAGGUUCUGCGCCAAGCCGUUCCGCCGCUCGUCGGACAUGCGCGACCACGAGCGCGUGCACACGGGCGAGCGGCCCUACCACUGCGGCGUCUGCGGCAAGGGCUUCACGCAGUCCUCGGUGCUGAGCGGCCACGCGCGCAUCCACACGGGCGAGCGCCCCUUCCGCUGCGCCCUCUGCGACCGCACUUUCAACAACUCCUCCAACUUCCGCAAGCACCAGCGCACCCACUUCCACGGGCCGGGGCCCGGGCUGGGAGACCCUGGAAGCCAGCUGGCCUCGGGGGCCGAGGGGCCAGGGAGUGGGUGCGGCGCAGGAAACACCCUGGAAGAGGGCUGUGGGGGGACGGUGAGGGUGAAGGUGGAGGUCGACCAGUAGGCUGGCAGAGCAGGGCCGCUGGGGCGCUAACGUGGGAAGGAGGAGGCAGACUGCAGGGGAAGCAGGGUGGGAAAAGGAGAUGGGGGACAGAAGAGGGGAGACUGGAGGAGAGAUGACCUAAGAGCUGAGAGAGGUAGUCAUGAGCAGCUAGUGUUGGAGAGCGGAGGGAGGACUCGGUGCAGGACGCCCACAGACCCACACAGCACCUCCGUGAGACUCCGAGAAAGGCGCGGAUGCCGCGCUGUGGGUGCCCAGCUAAAUGCGAGGAACAAGGGCUGGAUUUCAUUGCCCCAUUUGCCUGCUCAUUGGGUUGUCCUUGUGCAAGACACAGCUUGUCUCAGCAGAGCCUGGGCCCUCCAGAUGGGGAGCCAGGGUUGAGUGGAAGGGGCAGAAUCAGGGUGUGCCAUAGUGUCCCUGGGCCAGCCCUUCGUCUGCAGAACCCUGGACUAUCUUGGGGGCCCCUAGGGUGGACCGGGAUGGAACCUUUUGCCUACCUCACUGGAUUGCACUGAACAUGGGACGCCGACCCACCCUCAGGCAGAAGGCGUCUGCCAGGUUCUCCAUAAAGAGACUCUGGAUCCCAUCACCUCGAAGCCUGAGGGUCCCCAAGUCAUAGCCGAGAGCACUCGAGCCUCAAGGAUGUAAGCCUGGCCAUAAGGAUCUUGACCCCAAGAGCUGCUGCCCCCCGCUCCUGUGGUGGUCCCUCCUUCACCCACCCAGACUCCUUUUCCAAGGCAAAUGAAAACCCGGACAGCCAACAGCCACUUGAUAUCCCCCUCCUAAAGCUUUAGGCUCAGAGCACAUGGCCCCCCAGGUCUACACAGUAGCCUCAGGUUUCUCCAGUUUCCUCCACUCCCAAUUUGAAGCAAAUGGUCUACUGCCUGGUCCCACGCUAUCCCAAGGAAGGGCUGGCGGAUGGCGCUGUGGUUGUGGGUGUGGAAUGAGUUGAGGCACUGGUGGGGUUAAGAGCAGGACUCGGGAGCUGGAGGUCGGAUGCCUCCAGUUUUAUUCCUAUUAAAGGACUUUGUGAAGGGUU
This is a messenger RNA of Diceros bicornis minor, 2011 nucleotides long. It is a transcript of the gene ZNF784, whose product is annotated as zinc finger protein 784. Lineage: Eukaryota; Metazoa; Chordata; Mammalia; Perissodactyla; Rhinocerotidae. Gene Ontology annotation, biological process: regulation of transcription by RNA polymerase II. The transcript has 2 exons. Bases 7 to 975 code for a protein of 322 amino acids. Gene Ontology annotation, cellular component: nucleus. The record is from RefSeq and is a predicted model, not a curated record. Gene Ontology annotation, molecular function: RNA polymerase II transcription regulatory region sequence-specific DNA binding; DNA-binding transcription factor activity, RNA polymerase II-specific.